Messenger RNA from Eremothecium gossypii ATCC 10895, 690 nucleotides. RefSeq names its product H(+)-transporting V1 sector ATPase subunit E (gene VMA4). Gene Ontology annotation, cellular component: proton-transporting two-sector ATPase complex, catalytic domain. Gene Ontology annotation, molecular function: proton-transporting ATPase activity, rotational mechanism. The transcript has a single exon. The record is from RefSeq and is marked provisional. Lineage: Eukaryota; Fungi; Ascomycota; Saccharomycetes; Saccharomycetales; Saccharomycetaceae. The coding region runs from base 1 to 690 and encodes 229 amino acids. Gene Ontology annotation, biological process: proton transmembrane transport.
AUGUCCACGAUCACGUCUUUGACGCCGAACCAGGUCAGCGAUGAGCUGAACAAGAUGCAGGCCUUUAUCAAGAAGGAGGCGGAAGAGAAGGCGAAGGAGAUCCAGUUGAAGGCGGACCAGGAGUACGAAAUAGAAAAGUCGAGCCUGGUGCGCAGCGAGACCAGCAACAUAGACGCCGUGACCGCGGACAAGCGCAAGAAGGCGUCGCUGCAGCAGCAGAUCGUGAUGUCCAGCAUCUCGAACAAGAUGAGACUGCGGGCGCUGUCAACGCGCGAAGAGGUGCUGCAGGAGAUAUUCGAGGCUGCGCGCGAGAAACUGCGCGACAUCCCGGCGAACGAGGCGCGCUACCGCCCUGUGCUGCGCGAGUUGGCCGUGGAGGCUCUGCUGCGGCUGCUCGAGCCGGAGGCUACCGUGCGUGUGCGCGCGGCGGACGCCGAGCUGCUGCGCUCGCUACAGCAGGAGAUCGUCGAGCGCUACAAGCAAGAGUCUGGCCGGGAUGUUGUGCUCUCAAUCUCGCCGGAGCACUUGGGCAAGGAUAUCGCGGGCGGUGUCGUGGUGACCGACGCUACCGGGCGGAUUGUGGUCAACAACACGCUGGAGGAGCGCCUGAAGCUCUUGGACACUAGCGCUCUACCGAAGAUCCGCCUGGAGCUCUUCGGGCCUUCCAAGUCGCGCAAGUUCUUCGACUGA